This is a messenger RNA of Ostertagia ostertagi, 789 nucleotides long. The record is from the annotation of a GenBank genome assembly. NCBI's taxonomy places the organism in Eukaryota, Metazoa, Nematoda, Chromadorea, Rhabditida, Trichostrongylidae.
AUGCUCGCCCGUGGGAUGCGGUGCCUGUCAUGUCGUUGGGUACAUUCUACUUUUCAAAAAUCUUUGCAAGCAGCGCAUGAUUCAGCGUCCACAUCUGUGACACCAGAAGCAAAAGAGAAGAUAUGGGAUCGCCGAAUUCAGCUGCGGAAGCCUGUAAUGCAGCGAGAUGAAGUGCUAUCAUCGAAGGUUUACUACGCUCCAGAGUGGGAGCUCGACAGGAAACCGAAUAAGGAUGAGGGCUACCCUGAUCCAUUAAAAAAUUACGGCACGACACCUGAGAAAUGGGAGUAUUACAACAAGGUUGUUUGGCCUCCUCAUUAUGUUGUACCGGAGACAGGAUUGCCAAAAGCUAGGGAAGUAUUCCACUGCAGAGAAUCGGUGCAUUUCUCUCCAAAGCGUAUGUGGCAAGCAUGUCAGCUCAUUUGGCGGACGAAUGUAGAUGAAGCUAUAACCCAACUGGAUUUUCAGCAGUUGAAGAGUUGCAAGAUUCUCAGAGAAGUGUUGAUGGAGGCGAAGGAAAGAGCAGUAAACGAGUUUCAUAUCGAGUUCCCAUCCGACAUGUUUGUUGCAGAUGCGUUUCCAGUUCAAUGUCAAAUAAUUAAAGGUGCACGACGUCAUGCUCAUGAAAAUUGGUGCACCAUCCGCUAUCGAUAUAUUAAUAUUUUUGUGCGAUUAGAAGAGGGAAGCCCACCGGGAUUCAAAGAACGGGAGAAGCAGAAAAAUGGCUGGGAGAAAAUGGAAGCUUACUAUGAGUACUUAAGGUCACGAACAAAGAAGUACAGUAUUUGA